AUGGCUUUCAGCACGACGCAUCAAAGAAUCCUCGACAGUAAUAUCCGGCACUUAUAUAGUGGAUUACCUACCGAAAUACGUUUCCGGAAACCUGGAUUUAAACACAUUCUAGAUCCAGUGGCCCGGGCGCGUGAAGACAAAAAUCGCGCAGCGAAGAGAUUUCUCUGCAGAUAUUUGGAAUAUAAUGCUCAGUACGACAUUGAAAUCCCACGUGCCCCAGCAUUCAGAAUUGUUACUAGAGAACAAGCAGAUGCCAUUGUGGAUAGAGUUUCCAGACCCACUAGUAGCUGUAAACUGAAACGUGAAAUAUGCCCUCGUGAGCACCGUCGCCAGCUGAAGGACCUUUGUGCAGAUUGCGAACUGAACACAAUUUCUAGACCAGUUUCGCGUAAAGAAUUGCGUGACAUAAACAAACGGUUGUUAACUCCAACUAUUGCGACAAACGUAAGGAACAGCACACGUCCAUACCAAGAAUUUGUGCUCACGAAUGUUACCAACUCUUGUGAACGCGAGGCACGUCCUGUGUCUCAGCGAUGUCGUCUUCGGUUUGAACACGAGGAUGAAAGAGACACCGCCUUAAAGGUUACAACUUCCGCUGACGGUCGUUACAAUCUCUCAAUCAACAAUGUUACCUUUCUUACAAGUCAGAGGUUCUUUCUCAUCUCGAAUGGCACCACAUACGAGAGAACAAAUCUCACGCUUAAUUCGACAGAAAGAGGUUCAAGUACAGAUGAACUACUGGGGAACUACACCUUCACAAAAUUAGAAUACAUUGUUCCUCCACACAUGAGCAUAGUUGAAGCAUGGAUCAAAGAUUUCUCACCUAAACCUUUCAUUACAUUUGAAUUGCUCUACGUGGAUGGAAUAAACGGUACCCGAUCUGUAGAUUGUCCUGUCGUUAGUUAUCCACCUACUGGCACUUUUCUGAAAUGCUUUAACCAAACUUCCGCCGGAUUUCCAAGUUUUCAAGUUCAGUCUACCUCCGAGACUCUUGGUUACCUUAAUUUAGGUGGAAAAAUGGUUGGAGAUUAUGAAAAUCAACUUGGCAUUUUUAGUUCUAAAACCCCUAAGAUGACAGAUGGCAUCAAAAGUGGUCCUCUGGCUGUAUUCGAUGCUAUUGGGAAUACUAUUCUUAUUUCCCCAUUAAACAACUUUAUGGCGACUUCGAUGUGGCACGACCAAUCGCUGGGAGGGUCAGUAAACUGGGGAGUUAUGGGUGGUGUGGAUUCCAUUCCCAAAGGGUACAUUGUAAAAACGGUUGCAGUGGCUGCAUCUGGAAUAAAUAAAGCAUUUCAGGAAUAUGGACAUUUUCUUGAAUCACUCUACAAGACAAAAGCAAAACGACAACAGCUUCAGACCAAAGAUGUGUCUCUAAAUUACCUUGGCUAUUGGACAGAUAAUGGUGCCUAUUACUAUUAUCAUACAGAGACUACCACAAAUAGCGUAAAUAAAACCUACCAAGACACACUCAUUGACGUUCAAAAGUACAGCGAGUCUGUCAGGCUACCUUAUGGGUAUAUACAGAUUGAUUCUUGGUGGUAUUAUAAAGGAUUCCAGGAUUCAGUGAAGACAUGGGAACCCAGAAAAGAUGUUUUUCCUAAUGGGAUCGGGUUUCUGCAUAGGAAAACAGGUCUUCCGAUAGUUGCUCACAACAGAUAUUGGGGACGUGAUACAUCAUAUGCCAAGCAAAAUAAUGGAAAUUUCACUUUUAUUGUGGAGCCAAUUUUAUCACUGCCAGAUGAUGAAACAUUCUGGCCAAAUUUGUUUAGGACUUCAAAGAAAUGGGGUUUAGCAGUAUAUGAACAAGACUGGCUAGACAUCCAAACACUAGGUCUUGCCGCUCUUCAGACUGAUCUCUUUCUUGGGGAGAGCUGGAUGACAAGAAUGGGAGGGGCAGCGCAGGAACAGAACCUUACCAUGCAGCUUUGUAUGUCCCUCCCUCGUCACGCCCUAACCAGUGUUACUCUACCCGCCAUUACACAGGCAAGGGUGAGUCAAGAUUAUCAUUUAGAGCCAGAGCAAUGGCGGAUUGGGAUAUCGUCAAUGUUGGCGUCUGCUAUUGGUUUGGCACCAUACAAGGACACUUUCUGGUCUACACAUCAACAGACUGGUAAUCCCCGGUACCCAGAUAUCACAGAGCCCUACCCAGCACUGGAGGCGUUAGUGUCCACACUCAGUGCAGGUCCUGUAGGACCAGGAGACCAGAUAAAUAACUCUGACGUGUAUCUUAUUAUGAGAUGCUGCGAUGGAAAUGGUCGUCUGUUAAAACCUUCACGUCCCGCUACCGCCAUCGACAAACAAAUAAUUAAGGCUGCCAUACCGUCAGCUGACGGACCUGUUGGAGAAGUAUGGACAUCCUACACAACUAUUGUUUCUGACCGACCACGUGAAUUUGGUAUCCUUAUGGCAACCAAUCUAUCAUCCCCGUACACCAUCAGGAACUCAGACACUGGGUUCCCUGACAGUCUGAUGUCAUCUCUAGUAUUUCCUUUCGGCUCACCAGAAAUGUGGCAACCGUUCGAUGAUGAUCAUCCAUUGGUUCUCGACAACUGUACACGUGAGGACUUCUGCUUGUACUUAUUUAGUGCCAGAGAAACCGGACUGAAUGGGACAGAUAUUGUUAUAUUUGGAGAAAUUUCUAAAUGGGUGCCCAUGUCCCCUGAGAGGGUAACUAACAUUGUUCAUGCCGAAAUCAACAUGCUGCUUGGUGUCAGGGGUAAACCUGGAGAAACGGUUACCAUGGCAUUCUUGGUAAAUAACUCCAUUCGCCGAUCUACAUGUAAGAUUGGUACUUCAGGUACGGCGAUGUUGGAUGCAUUAUAUGGAUGCCGUUCAAGCAGUGCAACAUCUCAUCAACCGUUCGCCCCAACUUCAGAUUCGACAUCACAAAGUUUAUCCACAAAACAUCAUUCUUCGCGUCAACAAACGUCGUAUUUACCAACAUCUGAUCAGACAACACCUCGCUCCUCAGCUAGUAUCAUUUAUAAACAGUACAACUCGUGGCUCUUGAUAUCCAUGAUUAGUUUAGCAAUCAUUUAG
Molecule: messenger RNA, 3039 nt
Organism: Saccostrea echinata
Lineage: Eukaryota; Metazoa; Mollusca; Bivalvia; Ostreida; Ostreidae
Exons: 16
Coding region: 1-3039 (1012 amino acids)
Source: RefSeq, a predicted model, not a curated record